AUGUCGUUUUCCUUUGCAAGAUUUAAAAUGUGUAGUGUCAACCCAGUAACUGUGCAAAGGUCUACAACUUCUGACAUGUCCUCUGAAAAGCCUAAUCCUUCCCACCACAGUACGGGGGCUGUUCAAAUGAGGAUCAAAAAUGCCAACAGUCACCAUGAUAGACUGAGCCAAAGCAAAUCUAUGAUUCUGUCCGAGAAUGUGAAAGUCACUGAGCCUGUAAAUCGUCAUAGAAGAAAUCAUUCCCAACAUAACCUAACGCUUGCAGACAUCAUUACUACACCGGACCACACAGUAGUGGAGAAAGAAGGAUAUCUUCUAAAAGCUAAAAUAGCAGAUGGUGGCAAAAAAUUAAGGAAAAACUGGUCCACAUCCUGGAUUGUUCUCACAGCUCGGAAAAUGGAAUUCUACAAAGAAUCCAAGCAGCCGGCGCUGGCCAACCUGAAACCAGGAUAUAAACCUGAGUGUGUGGAUUUGUGUGGUGCUCGCAUUGAGUGGACCUCAGAGAAAUCCAGCAGAAAGAAUGUCUUUCAGAUCACGACAGUGUCAGGAAAUGAGUUCCUCCUCCAGUCGGAUAUCGACUUUCUCAUAUUGGAUUGGUUCCACGCUAUCAAAAAUGCAAUUGACAGAUUGCCAAAAGAACGGAGUUGUACACCGAGAAAUUUGGAGUUCAAACUCAGAAGAUCCUCCAGCAUCGAAUUACUGAAUAGCUUAGACACUGAAUCCAAAGAACCAAAGCCUGAACACAGAAAAUCUUUAAUUUUCAGGCUGAACUACAGUGCCUCUGACACAAAUGACAGAAACCGAGUUAAAAGCAGAUUAAAGAAGUUCAUCUCCCGAAGACCCUCCUUGAAAACAUUGCAAGAAAAGGGACUUAUUAAAGAUCAAAUUUUUGGCUCCCAUUUGCACUUGGUUUGUGAGCACGAGAAAUCUACAGUCCCCCAGUUUGUAAGGCUAUGUAUAAAAGCUGUUGAAAGAAGAGGUCUGGAUGUUGAUGGAAUAUACAGAGUUAGCGGCAAUCUGGCAACAAUACAGAAGUUACGAUUUGUUGUCAAUCAGGAAGAGAAGCUGAAUUUGGACGACAGCCAGUGGGAGGACAUCCACGUUGUCACCGGAGCACUCAAGAUGUUUUUCAGAGAGCUGCCUGAGCCGCUGUUCCCAUACUGCUUCUUUGAACAGUUUGUGGAGGCGAUAAAAAUCCAGGACAAAGCCACUCGCAUCCAAUCCAUACGGAGCCUGGUAAAAAAGCUCCCUAGACCAAACUAUGACACAAUGAAAAUCCUCUUUGAACAUCUGAAAAAGAUAGCAGCCAAGGAAUCCGUGAAUCUUAUGUCAACACAAAGCUUAGGAAUUGUGUUUGGACCAACACUCCUUAGACCUGAAAAGGAGACAGGGAACAUGGCAGUCCACAUGCUGUACCAAAAUCAGAUAGUUGAACUUAUGUUGAGUGAGUACAGCAAGAUCUUCGGCUCUGAGGAAGACUGA
Messenger RNA from Gavia stellata (red-throated loon), 1482 nucleotides. It is a transcript of the gene ARHGAP15, whose product is annotated as Rho GTPase activating protein 15. Gene Ontology annotation, biological process: regulation of GTPase activity; signal transduction. Lineage: Eukaryota; Metazoa; Chordata; Aves; Gaviiformes; Gaviidae. Gene Ontology annotation, cellular component: cytoplasm. Bases 1 to 1482 code for a protein of 493 amino acids. The transcript is spliced from 14 exons. The record is from RefSeq and is a predicted model, not a curated record.